Olea europaea var. sylvestris is the source of this 1036-nucleotide messenger RNA. RefSeq lists its product as uncharacterized. The record is from RefSeq and is a predicted model, not a curated record. The coding region runs from base 180 to 809 and encodes 209 amino acids. The transcript is spliced from 5 exons. NCBI's taxonomy places the organism in Eukaryota, Viridiplantae, Streptophyta, Magnoliopsida, Lamiales, Oleaceae.
CUUGCCUCAAGAAAAAUCUGCAGUGCUCAUAUCACUGCAUUCCGCAGGAAUAAUCACCCCAAAAGUAAUAUAUUAGGAACAAAUUCACACAAAGUGUUGAUUCCUUCAACUAUUUGAAGGCAAAAACAACUCUCAAAAAGCGUUAAACAAUCAAAAUUCAAGACAAAGGAUUUCAAAAAAUGGCGUGCAGGAGCGUGUUCAGAACUGUCUUCUUAACAGAGUCAUGGCGGCCUUUGCCGUAUAAAAGCAAAGUAUCCAUUUUUACACCAUCCCACAAAAUAUCAACACUCGAUUCCUAUUAUGGCUGCAAAUUUACCAAAGUUAGAUGUAACUUGCACUUCGCAAGAAGGACUCGGCCUUUGAAUUCUUCGCACAAUGAAUACCCAUCUUCAUCUGAUGAUGAUAAUGAGCAAGGCCCGCCUCAAGAAGCCGUUCUAAAGGCCAUUUCAGAAGUUUCAAAAAAAGAAGGAAGGGUGGGACAAACAACAAAUGUGGUUAUUGGAGGUACAGUGACAGAUGAUUCGACAAAUGAGUGGCUUGCUCUGGAUCAGAAGGUAAACUCCUAUCCAACUGUUAGAGGUUUUACAGCAAUUGGCACUGGAGGUGAAGAUUUUGUACAAGCCAUGGUGGUUGCUGUUGAAUCAGUACUUGAGCACACAAUCCCAGAAGGCCAAGUGAAACACAGAGUAUCGUCAGGUGGCAAAUACGUAUCCGUGAACAUUGGACCUGUUCAAGUAGUUUCUAGUGAGCAGGUCCAAGCAGUAUACAACGCUAUGAGAAGAGAUGACAGGAUGAAAUACUUUUUGUAGAACUAUUGAAUUUUCCACCGAAGGCUAAUCAACUCGAGCAUCAUGUUAGCACUUUACUUUUAUCUUGUUUAUUUCACAUUUUUUAUAUUGAAAUUUGUAUUUAAUUUUCUUUACUUUAGUGCAAUACCGGUGUAGGCUUAGUAGGUUGGAUUGAGCCUGAAGAACCUUGUGCAUUAACCAACUUAAGGUAUCUUACUAAGUAAAUUUCUCAGUUGCUAAUUCACCAA